UGCGAGGCCUACAAUUUCGACAUGGCGGAAACUUUUCCACGUGACUAUCACAACCAGGGUGGCGGCGGUGUGCGAUGUUUCGCUUUGAGGUUGAAACCGGGUGAAGAAAUUGUCAGCUCUCUGAGGCGUUUCGUGGAGUCGAUGAAGCUGAAAGCCGCGUUCGUGAUGACGUGCGUGGGCAGCGUGAAGAAAGCAAGCCUACGAAUGGCUCACGCAACAGCAACGCAAACGAACGAGGUGAUUCACCUGAAUGAUUGUCAUGAAAUUGUGUCUCUGGUUGGGACAUUGAAUGAUGGUGGCCAUCUGCAUGUUGCUCUAAGUGAUUGUGAGGGCAAGGUGGUAGGAGGCCAUGUACUUGGUGAUAUGAUCGUAUUUACUACGGCCGAACUGGUGAUUGGAGAAUGUGAAUCACUACGAUUCACGAGAGAAUUUGACGAGCAGACGGGAUUUAAAGAAUUAACCAUAACAAAGGAUGACGAUGGUAGCUAAUCAGGUGGCAAUUAACUCAAUAUGAUGUAUUGUAAGAACGGUCUUUGGCACAUAUCAUCUGCUAAGAGAAUUUCUUUCGUUGUAAUCCUUGUUUUCAUUACUCAAACCUCAUCUGUCUAUCUAGAUGCAGUCGUGUUAGUUAAUAAAAUAAUAAAAAAUAAAUCAU
Molecule: messenger RNA, 655 nt
Organism: Corticium candelabrum
Lineage: Eukaryota; Metazoa; Porifera; Homoscleromorpha; Homosclerophorida; Plakinidae
Product: bifunctional protein GlmU-like
Exons: 3
Coding region: 22-489 (155 amino acids)
Source: RefSeq, a predicted model, not a curated record